Molecule: messenger RNA, 786 nt
Organism: Anopheles marshallii
Lineage: Eukaryota; Metazoa; Arthropoda; Insecta; Diptera; Culicidae
Product: 3-oxoacyl-[acyl-carrier-protein] reductase FabG-like
Exons: 1
Coding region: 25-786 (253 amino acids)
Molecular function (GO): oxidoreductase activity
Source: RefSeq, a predicted model, not a curated record
AUCAAAAUAACCAUUGUGUCCAUUAUGAAUCUGGCCGGUAAAGUGGUGCUCAUAACUGGCGCUAGCAGUGGGAUCGGUGCGGCGGCCGCCCUCAAGUUCUCCCAGCUCGGUGCCUCCCUUGCGCUGAGCGGACGUAAGGUGGACAAUCUGAACGAGGUCGCUAAGCAGUGUACCGGAUUGGCACCGUUUGUUGUGGCUGGGGACAUCACGAAGGAAGCCGAUACGGAGCGUAUACUGAAGGCGACCAUCGAGAAGUAUGGCAAGCUGGACGUGCUGGUCAACAAUGCGGGCAUUAUUGAAACCGGUACCAUCGAGACGACCAGCCUGGAGCAGUUCGAUCGUGUGAUGAACACCAACAUCCGGUCGGUGUACCAUCUCACGAUGUUGGCCGUGCCGCAUCUGAUCAAAUCGCAGGGAAAUGUCGUGAACGUGUCCAGCGUGAACGGUAUCCGCUCGUUCCCGGGCGUGUUGGCGUACAACAUUUCGAAGAUUUCCGUCGAUCAGUUUACGCGCUGCGUUGCGCUCGAACUGGCGGCCAAGGGAGUGCGCGUGAACUGUGUUAAUCCGGGUGUAACGGUCACCAAUCUGCACAAGCGUGGCGGAAUGGACGAGCAGACGUAUGCCAAGUUUUUGGAGCAUUCCAAAAACACACACGCGAUGGGCCGGCCGGGACAAGCGUCGGAGGUGGCCGACGCUAUCGUCUUUCUGGCGAGUGACGCUUCGUCGUUCAUCACUGGCGCUAGCUUGCCGGUCGACGGUGGACGUCAUGCGAUGUGCCCUCGUUAA